AUGUCACACUCAUGUUGGGUAUGCAAUGGUGGUACUGCACUUCUUGAUUUUGAUCUUGGCUACCAUAUGGGCAUUCGAGACAAUGGUGGUGGUGAGUUUCUCACGAGUUGCUUCAUUGGAGGUUUGAUGACAGAUCUUCGCCAGGACUUACAUGACCCUUGGGUUAAAGACACCUUCACAUGGGGAGUAACAACUCUUCAAACUAAGGGAUGCAUUGUUUGGGGUGAUAACUCUUCAGACCAAGGGAUGUAUUGUUUGCCUUUUCAGAUUGGGAUACCUUUUUGGAAAGGUGCUUCUUUCAUAAGGAGGGGAGUCGUUGUAUCCUGGGAGGCGAACGCUAGUGAACCAUAA
Molecule: messenger RNA, 351 nt
Organism: Prunus armeniaca (apricot)
Lineage: Eukaryota; Viridiplantae; Streptophyta; Magnoliopsida; Rosales; Rosaceae
Source: the annotation of a GenBank genome assembly